Messenger RNA from Juglans regia (Persian walnut), 2232 nucleotides. Its product is annotated as nucleotide pyrophosphatase/phosphodiesterase-like. Gene Ontology annotation, molecular function: metal ion binding; acid phosphatase activity. NCBI's taxonomy places the organism in Eukaryota, Viridiplantae, Streptophyta, Magnoliopsida, Fagales, Juglandaceae. The transcript has 12 exons. The coding region runs from base 250 to 2115 and encodes 621 amino acids. The record is from RefSeq and is a predicted model, not a curated record.
AGACCAGUCGUGGUUUCUUACGACUGAAGCUGGACUUUCUCUCCUUCUCUCCCCUUUAACCUCUCAAGCAUUCCAUUUCACCUUGUCAGUCCUGAAAGAAAAUUCAAAACCCAUAAAAAGAAAGAAUACAAAAAACUCAAACACGGAAAAAAUGAUAAUCCUAAGCAUCUUAAUAGCAUCUUAGUAGCAACGCCCUAUUCAGUUUGCUUCUUGGGGUUUGGAGAUUGUUUCUGCUUUGCAGUCCCGGAAAUGGAAGAGAGCUUAGCUCACUGCCUGAAGUUUUUCACGAUUGUGUACCUCUUGUGUUUGGCAAGCUUGAGCUCCGCUUUUGCUCACGUUAGAGGGCUCGACGAGCAGCCACUGUCCAAUAUUGCCAUACUCAAGACCACUCUCGCACUGCGUGACUCUGUCUCCAUUAAAGCCAGCCCUCAGAUUCUCGGGUUACAGGGUGAGGAUACUGAGUGGGUGACUGUGAAUCUUAUAAACCCAGAUGCCUCUGUGAAUGAUUGGAUUGCAGUUUUUUCUCCAGCAAACUUCAACUCGUCAACCUGUCUACCAGCGAAUGAUGAAGAUCAGGCUCCAUAUAUAUGCUCAAGUCCAAUAAAGUUCAAGUAUGCAAAUUCCUCCAAUUCAAAGAAUACAAAAACUGGAACAGCUGAUUUGAAGUUCCAGUUGAUCAAUCAGAGGGCAGAUUUCUCCUUUGCAUUAUUUUCUGGUGGUUUGUCAAAUCCUAAACUGGUGGCAGUUUCAAAUUUCAUAUCAUUUGCCAAUCCUAAGGCACCUCUAUAUCCACGCCUUGCUCAAGGGAAGUCUUGGAAUGAAAUGACUGUAACCUGGACUAGUGGCUAUGCGUUGAAUGAAGCCGUUCCGUUUGUUGAAUGGGGUGUGAAGGGGAAAACCCAAAUUCAAUCAGCAGCUGCAACAUUGACAAUUGAUCAGAACAGCAUGUGUGGUUCACCUGCACGGACGGUAGGCUGGCGUGAUCAAGGUUUCAUACACACAAGUUUCUUAGUAAAUUUGUGGCCAAACUCUCUGUACACUUACAGGAUGGGCCAUCUUUUAUCUAAUGGAUCAUAUAUCUGGAGCAAAACCUAUUCUUUUAGAUCAUCUCCAUAUCCUGGACAGGGCUCACUACAACGUGUGAUAAUAUUUGGCGACAUGGGGAAGGCUGAGCGUGAUGGGUCAAAUGAGUACAGCAAUUAUCAGCCAGGAGCACUGAAUACCACCAACCAGCUCAUUGAGGACUUGAAAAAUAUUGACAUAGUUUUCCAUAUUGGAGAUAUAACUUAUGCAAAUGGAUACAUCUCACAGUGGGACCAAUUCACGUCACAGGUGGAGCCCAUUGCAUCAGCUGUCCCAUAUAUGAUUGCAAGUGGUAAUCAUGAACGUGACUGGCCAGACACAGGAUCCUUCUAUGAAAAUACGGAUUCAGGGGGAGAAUGUGGUGUGCUUGCUGAGACCAUGUUCUAUGUUCCUGCUGAGAAUAGAGCCAAGUUCUGGUAUUCUACCGAUUAUGGCAUGUUUCACUUCUGUAUAGCUGACAGUGAGCAUGACUGGAGGGAGGGAACAGAACAGUACAAGUUCAUUGAGCAUUGCCUUGCAUCAGCAGAUAGACGGAAACAACCAUGGUUAAUCUUUGCCGCUCACCGUGUCCUUGGAUAUUCCUCUAAUGAUUGGUACGCCAAGGAGGGUUCAUUUGAAGAGCCCAUGGGAAGGGAAAGCUUGCAGAAGCUCUGGCAGAAGUACAGGGUAGACAUCGCAUUUUAUGGCCAUGUCCACAACUAUGAAAGAACAUGUCCUAUUUACCAGAAUCAAUGCGUGAGUUCAGAAAAGUCACAUUAUUCAGGCACCAUGAAUGGCACAAUUCACGUUGUGGUUGGAGGGGGAGGGAGCCACUUAUCAGAGUUCACCACAGCAAUACCCAACUGGAGCAUUUACAGAGACUAUGACUUCGGCUUUGUCAAACUCACUGCAUUCAAUCACUCUUCCCUGCUCUUCGAGUACAAGAAAAGCCGUGACGGCAAUGUCUAUGACUCCUUUACCAUUUCGAGGGAAUACAAAGAUGUCUUGGCUUGUGUGCAUGACAGUUGUGCACCAACUACUCUGGCGUCGUGAAAUGUACCUUGAAAUUCUUUUUGAGAAAUCUCUAUGCCUGAUUGAUCCAUGCAAAAGUAUCUUUACAAGUGGGUGUGAAAAUAUAUCCUCUAUGCCAAUUGACAUGAUAGGUACUUA